ACGAUUCGGGGGUGUCAUCGGGGGUGUAAUGGGGGGUGCCAUCGGGGGUGUAAUGGGGAGAUAUCGGGGGUGUAAUUUUUAACCAAUAAGGUUCGAAAUGACUUUGAAUUUCAACCAAUUACGUAAAAAUGCAGCGUUUAAUUUCUGCUGCUCCUCAAGUCUUCUACCGAAUUCUUUCUUUUCUCUCGUCGCUUUCUCAAGUGGUUGCAGCUUCUUCAGAUUUCUUCUGCUUGUCUUCCCCAAGUCUUGUUAAGUAUUCUUUUUCUUACUCUUUUCGAUUUUUCUUGUGGUGCAAUAUGGCUGGUAUGAAUGUGACAUAUGAGGAAUCCCUUAAGUUGAUGUUUUUUUUCGAUUUGAAACGUUUGGGAGCGAAAGCGUGUGUAGAAUGGUGUAUGAAAAUGGGUUUAAUUGCUGAUGGACGGAAGUGUGCUGAAUGCGGGCAGGGUAUGAAUUUAACAGAAAGGAAAGAUCUGGGGGAUGGGGUUAAUUGGGUUUGUCGAAGGCAAGGGCAUUAUUGCAAAGUAAGUAUUCGGGCAAAUUCGUGGUUUGCAAAUUCUAGGAUGGAUCUGUCUACAGUUUUAUUGGCGACGGCCAUGUGGGUGAAGGGUUGUACCCAUUCAUUUAUUAUGGAAGAGGCCGAUAUCGCCAGGCAAACCACGACAGACUGGAUGAGUUUUUGUAGGGAGGUAUGUGUUUGUAUGCUUGUGAAUGAAAGUGUUAAACUUGGGGGGCAGGGUAAAAUUGUUGAGAUUGACGAAUCAAAAUUUGGGAAACGGAAGUAUAAUAAGGGAAAGAUGGUUGAGGGUGCAUGGGUUUUUGGGGGUGUUGAAAGGUAUUCGAACAAAUGUUUUAUGACUGUGGUACAGGAUCGCACAAGUGAAACUUUGCUUUCGGUACUGAAAGAAUGGGUUAUUCCGGGUUCCACAGUAAUGUCUGACUGCUGGAAGUCGUACGAUUGUCUCUCAGAAGAGGGAUUUGUGCACCUGACAGUCAAUCAUAGUCUUACAUUUAAGGACCCGGAUACAGGUGCCCACACGAAUUCAAUCGAGGGGACUUGGGCAGCAUGCAAGAGAUCUCUGAAAGGAACGAGAAGAGUGAAAGACGGUAUGGACGGCUAUUUAGCUGAAUACAUUUGGAGGCGGUGUCACCGGUCCGGGGUUAAAUCCACUACCCGGCAGUUCUUCGAAUCAAUAAUAAAAGUGUACCCGCCUAACAAAGAAAUUGAAAAGGAUGAAUAGCUGCCAUACCGACGAAAUUCACAUGGUUACAACGGGUGAGUUUUAAAAAAUUGCAUUUUAUAAUUUAACACUGUUCAAAUUGUGCAAUUUUUAAUUAUUUUUAUUUUCUGUAAAUAUUAAUGAGAAACGUUAAUUUUUCAUUUUUAUGAUACUUCUUAUACUAAUUAUUUUUAAUUUUUAUAAAUACUUCUUUUUGUAUACUUCAUGACAAAUUUUUAUCCGCUGUAAUUCUUCAGAAAAAAAAAAUCUGAACACAAUUCUUAAGAUUACUGCGUCCGCUGGCUUUGGCGAGAAAAAUUUGGCGCCAAAUCGCCAAAAGGUACCGCUACCUAGAACUGUCCCAGCA
Argiope bruennichi is the source of this 1584-nucleotide messenger RNA. RefSeq lists its product as uncharacterized. The coding region runs from base 129 to 1238 and encodes 369 amino acids. Lineage: Eukaryota; Metazoa; Arthropoda; Arachnida; Araneae; Araneidae. The record is from RefSeq and is a predicted model, not a curated record. The transcript has a single exon.